Drosophila biarmipes is the source of this 1852-nucleotide messenger RNA. Its product is annotated as synaptic vesicle 2-related protein. NCBI's taxonomy places the organism in Eukaryota, Metazoa, Arthropoda, Insecta, Diptera, Drosophilidae. The coding region runs from base 356 to 1792 and encodes 478 amino acids. Gene Ontology annotation, cellular component: membrane. The record is from RefSeq and is a predicted model, not a curated record. Gene Ontology annotation, molecular function: transmembrane transporter activity. Gene Ontology annotation, biological process: transmembrane transport. The transcript is spliced from 9 exons.
CAGCUCAGAGAAUUCACUGUGGCUGUGUGCGUGUUGUUUACAUUACAUCUGAUUUUCAGUUUCUUAUUUGGGAAAAGAAAGUGCUGAGGAAAGGUUGUGGUUUGUUAUUAAAGCACCUAAAGUACUGGCUUGUUCCAUUUCAAAUUAAAUAAUGGAUAGCUUACUCGGUUAUGUUUGAAUCAAAUGGUUCAAACUUUGUGUAUCUACAUGCGAAGACAUAAAUCGUACACUUAAAUGUGGAAGUGACUUUCCUCACCACCGAAAGAGGUAUAUAAAGAUUUUUAAACUUCGGGAGGGGCAGUUCAGUGCUCCCAGCAGCACGAAGUAACUUUCAUAAGUGCUGCUAGAUCGCAAAAUGUACUAUCUUAACAACGAGGCGGUGGCUCUUCCUUCUGUGGGGAGUUUUCCCCAAAGGGAGAACCACUCAUCCACCCUAGAGCUCAAGACUGUAUCUAUAAAUCCGGAUGAUACCUACACUGUGCAGCAGGCGAUCAAUGCCUUCGGUUUCGGUUGGUUUCACGUCAAGCUGUCGCUUUUGGUGGGCCUGUGCUGGAUGUCCGACUCCAUGGAAAUGGCCAUCUUGAGCAUUCUCGGUCCAGCUUUGUUCUGCGAGUGGAAUGUCACAAAGUUCCAGCAGGCUUCGGUCACAACCAUUGUGUUUCUGGGCAUGAUGUUGAGCUCUAGUUUUUGGACUCAGCUGAGCAACAGAUACGGCCGAAAGUCGGCCCUCACUUUGUUUGGAGUAUUACUAGUCCUAUACAGUAUACUAAGCUCAGUGGCUCCCAGCUACGCCUGGCUUUUAACCCUGAGAGGGCUGGUGGGGUUUGCAAUCGGCUGCGUUCCACAGUCUGUCACCUUGUAUGCGGAGUUUCUGCCCACCAAACACAAGGGAAAGUGCGUAGUGCUAAUGGAUUGUUUUUGGGCUUUGGGAGCCUGCUUUGAAGUUGUCCUGGCCCUGGUGGUCUACCCUUACUACGGAUGGCGAGGGCUCUUGGCUCUGUCAGCUACACCCCUACUAAUAUUUACAAUUUUAUCACCAUGGCUCAGCGAAUCCGCUCGCUACUACUCGUACAAUGGGCACAAUGACAAGGCUAUUAAAGUUCUGGAACAGAUAGCUCACAACAACAAGCGCCACAUGCUGAUGGGGCGCUUGAUGGCCGAUGAGGAGCCCAGCUCAACAGAGAGCUUCAGAUCCCUGCUCGGUUCGAAUCUGUACCGGACCACCAUGUUGCUGUGGUUUAUCUGGCUGGCCUCGGCCUUUUGCUACUACGGCUUGGUCCUGGUCACAACCGAGCUUCUGGUGGCCAGGAACAAGGAGAACAAUCCAAAUGAGUGCGUGACCUUUAUGACCUCCGAUUUCAUGGACCUGCUGUGGAUUACCCUGUCCGAAUUCCCGGGCAUACUAAUAACCAUCAAGGUGAUCAAGCUGUUUGGCAAGAAAAAAACCAUAGUUCUGCAAUACUUGGUGCUUGUUCUCUGCACUUUGGUGCUGAUGUCGGUCACAAGUCGCUUUUCAACUUCCCUCACCCUUUUCAUUGCUCGAGGAACGAUAUCUGGCAUUUUCCAAGCCAUCUACGUGUACACUCCGGAGAUAUAUCCCGCCGCCUUGAGAUCCGUGGGGGUUUCAGGUUGCUCCGUGCUGGCCAGACUGGGCGCCAUGUUAACCCCCUUUGUGGCGCAGGUUUUGAUGGAUUCAUCCAAGGUUCAGGCCAUGUCCACCUAUGCCUUGGUAGGCCUCAUGGCUUCCAUAGCCUGCGCUUUUUUGCCCAGGGAAAAUGUUGGCUAUCACUGAUUACCAUAGGCUUAUUAUUACCAUACAAUAUUAUUAUUAAAGGUUAUAUCCUUAGAUGAA